UUGAGUCUUUUGGAUUUUGGUUCUUUCCAACACGCCAGCAUUGAACAUGGACAACCGUUCUAUCUCAAAGAAGAGAAAGUUUGUCGGAGAUGGUGUCUUCAAAGCUGAAUUAAACGAGUUUUUAACACGCGAACUCGCUGAAGAUGGAUAUUCUGGAGUAGAGGUACGAGUGACUCCUCAUCGUACCGAAAUUAUUUUGUUGGCGACUCACACGCAAAGUGUUCUUGGAGAAAAAGGUCGUAGGAUCAGAGAAUUGACUUCUGUAGUACAAAAGAGGUUCAACUUCAAAGAAACGCAGAAUAUCGAAUUGUAUGCUGAAAAAGUUGCAACACGUGGACUUUGCGCUAUCGCUCAAGCAGAAUCCUUACGUUAUAAAUUAAUAGGAGGUCUCGCUGUACGAAGGGCUUGCUAUGGAGUUCUUCGUUUCAUCAUGGAAUCGGGAGCAAAAGGUUGCGAAGUUGUUGUCAGUGGUAAAUUGCGUGGACAGAGAGCCAAAUCGAUGAAGUUUGUUGAUGGACUGAUGAUUCAUUCCGGAGAACCUACCAAUGAAUACGUUAAUAUCGCGACGCGUCAUGUACUUCUUCGACAAGGUGUGCUUGGCAUUAAAGUCAAAAUUAUGCUACCAUACGAUCCCAAUGGCAAGACAGGCCCGAAAAAACCUCUUCCAGAUUCUGUUUCUAUUGUCAAACCAAAGGAAGAAAUAUUCCCUACGCAACCAACAUCCGAAGUGAAAGCAUCGAAAGACAUGCCACAACCGGCACCGCUUGCAGUAUAAUUUGUGCACAAAUGACAAUAAACUUUUAAAAGAAA
Hylaeus anthracinus is the source of this 810-nucleotide messenger RNA. It is a transcript of the gene RpS3, whose product is annotated as 40S ribosomal protein S3. Gene Ontology annotation, cellular component: nucleus; cytosolic small ribosomal subunit. The transcript has 4 exons. The record is from RefSeq and is a predicted model, not a curated record. Gene Ontology annotation, molecular function: RNA binding; structural constituent of ribosome. The coding region runs from base 47 to 775 and encodes 242 amino acids. Gene Ontology annotation, biological process: positive regulation of apoptotic signaling pathway; translation. Lineage: Eukaryota; Metazoa; Arthropoda; Insecta; Hymenoptera; Colletidae.